AUGCCGGGCCUGAUCGCCGUGAGCGAGUUCGUCGAGGAGACGAGGGAGGACUACAACUCGCCCACCACGUCCACCUUCGUCUCGCGGAUGCCACAGUGCAGGCAGACCAUCACGUCCCUCGAGGAGACUUUGGACUUCGAUAGGGAUGGUCUCACGAAGCUGAAAAAGGCCAUCAAGGCCAUCCAUAACUCCGGAAACGCUCAUGUGGACAACGAGGUGUACUUAGGAAGAGCGUUGGAGAGACUCGGCGAUGCCGCACUGAAGGAACAGGAACCGGACAUAGGCGCGGCGUUUCUGAAAUUCGCGGUGGUCACGAAAGAACUGAGUGCCCUCAUGAAAACCCUGAUGCAAAACAUCAACAACAUCGUGAUGUUCCCGUUGGAUUCGGUGCUGAAGGGUGACCUGAGGGGCGUGAAGGGGGACCUGAAGAGGCCCUUCGAGAAAGCCUGGAAGGACUAUGAGGCUAAGUACGCGAAGAUCGAAAAGGAGAAGAAGCAGCAUGCGAAGGAAGCCGGUCUGAUUCGUACGGAAGUCACGCCCGCCGAGAUUGCAGACGAGAUGGAGAAGGAGAGACGGUUGUUUCAGUUGCAAAUGUGCGAGUAUCUGAUCAAAGUGAACGAGAUCAAAACGAAGAAGGGUAUCGAGCUGUUGCAGCAUCUAGUCGAAUAUUAUCACGCGCAAACAAAUUACUUUCAGGACGGCCUGAAGACCAUCGAGCACUUCGGCUCUUACGUGGCCGACUUGAGCGUGAAGUUGCAAAAAAUCAGACAGACGCAGGAUGAGGAACGAAGACGACUAACGGAACUUAGGAGUCUUCUUAGAAGCUCAGGAUGUGACAAAGAGCUGAACGCGAACGCGAACGCGGGUUAUUCGCUGCACCAGCUGCAGGGCGACAAGCAGCACGGCGUUACGCGCUCCGGCCACCUGCUGAAGAAGAGCGAGGGCAAGAUGAGGCGGGUCUGGCAGAAGAGGCGAUGCGCCGUGCAGGCGGAGGGCUACCUCGAUAUCUGCCACGCGGACGAGAACAAGCCGCCCACCAGGGUGAACCUAUUGACCUGCCAGAUUAAGUUAGUGCCGGACGACAAGCGAGGCUUCGAUCUCAUAAGCUACAAUAGGACGUACCACUUUCAAGCGGAGGACGAGGCGGACCAGCGCGCGUGGAUGUCGGUUCUCGUGAAUUGCAAGGAGCGCGCCCUGUUGCGGGCGUUCGACGCGAGCGGCAAGGCGGAGGCCGGCAGCGGCAAUCCCAGCCUCGUAGAGCUGCAGCAGGCUGUUAUACGAUGCGUUAUGCGAUUACCCGGAAACGAUCAGUGCUGUGAUUGCUCCUCGCAGAACGAUGCCACGUGGCUGUCGACGAACUUCGGCAUAAUAGUGUGCAUAGAGUGCAGCGGCAUCCACCGAGACCUGGGCGUGCAUAUAUCGCGAAUACAAUCCCUGACGCUGGAUAACGUCGGUACCGCUCAGCUGUUGCUCGCGCGACACAUGACGAAUCAGGCGUUCAACGAGGUCAUGGAGGCAACGUUGCGUCACAAUCUCAAGCCGUCGCCGACGUCGACGAUGGAGGAAAGAUACGAAUUCAUACGCGCCAAGUACGUGGACAAGAGAUACGUGAUGAACACGUGCGCGGACGAGCGUGAUCUACUUUCCGAUUUGGAGCACGCCGUUAAUAACCGCGACCUGCAGCAACUUCUGCAGGUUUACGCCGAGAACGUGGAUCUGGCCGCGCCGUUGCCGACAUCGGACGUAGGCGAAACCGCGCUACACUUGGCCAUUCUGCGCGAGAUGGGCAGCAGUUUGCACAUCGUGGACUUCCUGGUGCAAAAUAUGCCGAGCGGCGGUAUCGACAGGGCGACCAUCGACGGUGAAACGGCGCUGCAUCUUUCGGCGCGGCACGACAGAGCGGAAGCGAUGAAACUGCUUCUACGAGCUGGCGCGGAUCCCUCGCAGCGAAAUAAGCAGGAUAAGACACCGCUGGAUAUCGCACAGGAAAUGGGUCACCAUACGUGUAAAGAACUGCUCAGUCACGCUCUCCAGAGGCAGAAAACAUUAUUUGAUAACGUCAAUAUUGAUUGGAAUCUUUCUCACGAUGAGGGCUCCACGGAUUUCUCCGACGACGAAACGAUAAUAGAAGACAGAAAUGGAUGUCUGACGCCUGAGAAAAAGUCACGUAGCAGACCACCGUCGUAUGCCGGAGGUGGCGGUACGGGCGACUCGCCGGUAACACUGCGCAGUCGGAGCAGCACCUGCGACAGCCUGCAGAGCGGAUCCUCUCCGAGCGCCUCGACGAACCGUCAGCAAAUGCCUCCGCCGCCACCGCCGCAGGCAAGGAAACCCGUAGCUGUGCCCACCCCCAUGGCGCCGGACAUUUCAAUAAACAUCCACGGCUCGCUGAAGAAGCGGGUCGCGCCACCGCCGCCGCCCGGUGGGAACUCCAUCACGAGCGGCCUGCCGUCGUCGCACUACGGUACGCUACCUUCGUCGGCCACGUUGGCUACGUCGACGCACAGUCGUACGACCAGCGAGCCGAUUUUAGCCGGCCACACUUUACACACUCUACCGCAUACGUUGAAUACACUAAAUAGCCAACAUCAUAAGAGAUCACCGAGCGGCGACUCGUCGACCGGACACGGUAUGGACAAGUCGAACAGCUCGACGCUGCAGAGACCGCGAAAUCCACCGCCUCCGGCUCCAUCCAACGUCACGACUAGGCUAAGCAACGGACGCAGCAGCGAGUCUCUGAGUUCUAUGUGUUCCGAUCACGGUCUGGGCAAUCCUAUUCCGCCGCCGCGAAAGCGAAGGGACCGGUCCAGGCUAGAGAGCUACGCCGAAGAGCCUUCAUCUUUGCUCCCAAAUCUGAAUCUGCCAACGUCGUCGACUUUGAGUGGCCUGCGACGCUGCCGGGCCCUGUACGAUUGCGAGGCCGACAACGAGGACGAGCUGUCGUUCCGCGAGGGUGAGGUCAUCAUCGUAACGAACGAGCAGACCGACGAUGACAACUGGAUGGAGGGCGCGUUAGAACGGGCGCCGGAGCGGCGGGGCAUGUUUCCGAUUAGUUUCGUCCACAUGCUACAGGAUUAACAUUCGGUAAGCCUGAACUCGUUGGCGAGCGUCACCAGCACUGCCAGUUCGAUGAGCGUCGCCAGUCUCGGCCGUAGAAACUGGCUGAGAAAGCCGAAGGAGUGAAGCGUUCAAGCCACCUUCCCGCCGUCUCAUCAGAGUUGAAGCAAUCAAAGGAAAAAACGGACGUUGACGAGCGAGUAAAGAGUUUAAUCCGCAUCUUGAUUCUCUCAUUUUUCAUGUUCCCUAGGAAAAUUGAUGUGUAAAAUGAGAUAAUAAGUGCAUCAACAUGAGCAAUUUUGCACCUGUGAACAGAGUAAAUUCUUUAGAAAUCAAAUAAAAUAAACGAUAAAUUUUUUUUU
Wasmannia auropunctata (little fire ant) is the source of this 3419-nucleotide messenger RNA. RefSeq names its product arf-GAP with SH3 domain, ANK repeat and PH domain-containing protein 1 (gene Asap). Gene Ontology annotation, molecular function: protein binding; GTPase activator activity. The transcript is spliced from 17 exons. Gene Ontology annotation, cellular component: cytoplasm. Bases 1 to 3078 code for a protein of 1025 amino acids. The record is from RefSeq and is a predicted model, not a curated record. Lineage: Eukaryota; Metazoa; Arthropoda; Insecta; Hymenoptera; Formicidae. Gene Ontology annotation, biological process: positive regulation of GTPase activity.